AUGAGUGCUGCCGCUGAAUCCGCUGCGGCCAAGAAGGCAUCAAAGCCGGCUUUGCCCAAGGUAACCGCCGCCCAUCCCCCUGUCCUCGACAUGGUUAGGUCUGCCAUCAUCUCAGCCUAUGACCGUAAAGGAUCAUCCCUGGCUACAAUUAAGAAGCAUAUAGCUGCCAACUAUAAGGUUGACGUUGAGAAGUUGGGCCCACACAUCCGCCGUUGCAUCACCCAUGCUGUCGACAAAGGUGUGCUCGCACGCGUUGGCAACAAAGGAAAAGGGGCCUCGGGCAGCUUCAAAGUCGCCGAAAGAUCGACCAAGCCGAAGGUUGCCAAGCCUAAGACCCCGAAGAAAGGCAAAGCUCCGAAGCCCAAGGGAGACAAGAAGGCUAAGUCUGUCAAGCCCAAGGUUUCAAAGCCUAAGAAAGCCAAGACGCCCUCAAAGCCCAAGGCAGAGAAGAAGGCAAAGGAGCUGAAAAGGGUGAAGACACCUAAGAUGGUUAAGACCCCCAAGCCGAAACCCGCCAAGAAGGUCAAGGCUGCGCACGCCAAGCCUGUCAAAAAGCCUCUAAAGAAGACAGAAGCUAAGUAG
Molecule: messenger RNA, 582 nt
Organism: Protopolystoma xenopodis
Lineage: Eukaryota; Metazoa; Platyhelminthes; Monogenea; Polystomatidea; Polystomatidae
Source: the annotation of a GenBank genome assembly